AUGCGACAGAUUCUGCCUCCUCGGUUGCCGGUGGUGGCCGCAGGGAAUGGCAGCAACAGCGGCAACGGCACCGGCGGCACGAGCGCCAGUCUCUUCGCCAGCCUUUUGGCCUCGGCGGCGGCCAGAACAACGCAGAGCACCUCAUUCUCGGAUUUGAUGGGCGCCGCUAUGUCCAGGAACGACAACGGGGUGGCACCGCAGCUCUCCUCCGCUGGCCCGUCGUCCUCCGCAGAGCCCAUUUCCCUCCGCCUCUCGCACAGCGGCGGAUCAUCGCUCUUCUCGGGCCCCCUUGAUCGGCGGCCUCUGGCCCCGCCGCCUCCUACUCCCCACAUGUCUGCCACCGCAUUGUUGCAGAAGGCGGCGCAAAUGGGGGCCACGGCCAGCAACUCGUCGCUGCUCAGAAGCUUUGGGCUCGUGCCCAGUUCAAGCUCCGCAAGCCAACAACACCCGCACGACAAUCCGCGGGAGAGCUACCAGUCAUGGCGAGGGCAACAGCACCACCUCCCGGAGGAGCCGGCGGGAUUGUCGCCGGCGCUGGGCCUCGGGCUCCCCUACGGCGGCGGAGGCGGCGGGAUGCCGAGUUUCAUGGUGGGCCCGCCGCCGUUCUUCGUGGCGAAGCCGACGACGCUGGACUUUUUAGGGCUGGGUAGGGGACCCGGCGGCGGCGCCGCCGGCGGCCUUUCGGCUCUGAUCACCUCCAUCGGUGGCAGCUUGGAGAGGGCCACCGACCGGUCGGAGGCCUGGGACGGCGCCGACCGCCCCCCCGGCGGCUCCGCCCUGUUGUAG
Spirodela intermedia is the source of this 786-nucleotide messenger RNA. NCBI's taxonomy places the organism in Eukaryota, Viridiplantae, Streptophyta, Magnoliopsida, Alismatales, Araceae. The record is from the annotation of a GenBank genome assembly.